AUGUUCAUCAAGGUUGAGAUUGGCUUUUUGACUAGAAGACCAACUUUAUCAUUGAUAGCUAAUGCCGGUGAAACAGUCAAUGAGGAAGAAUGUGUUGAUCGAACUUAUGACAAUCUUUCAUGGUUAGUUUGUACUCCACAUAUACAGGGUGUUAAAAAACAAUUACGCCCCCCUCUACAACUUAAAGUAUCAAUGAUAUCACAAAUGUAUUUUAUACCGAAUUAA
Messenger RNA from Rotaria sp. Silwood2, 225 nucleotides. NCBI's taxonomy places the organism in Eukaryota, Metazoa, Rotifera, Eurotatoria, Philodinida, Philodinidae. The record is from the annotation of a GenBank genome assembly.